AUGUUCAUCUCGGCUCAUGCGCGUUACCUCGACUUUGGCGGAUUCGGGCGCGACCUUCUGCUCAUAUCCGUUCUGUUUGCAACCGUAACUCCGGCUGUAAGCGGCAUUCGGCACCAGGCGUGUGGACACGACUCCUUUUGGACGCCGUCCAGCCUGGGUAGGUGUGGAUUCCAACGGCAACUCUGCACCAAGGAUGCCUACAUACCGCCACCAGCGUAUCGCAACUUCGUAGAUCAGGGAUGGCGCGGCACCACCUGGGAAUACGGCGCAUCCGCCGAUAAGGAGGUCAGGAUUCACGGGCUUCGCAGCACCCCCGAUGGAGCGGCAUUCGGCAAUGUCUCCUUUAGCGCAGGCCCAAAAUUUCCGUCGAGCCAAGCGUAUCAAGCGCCCAUCGGGCAAUACAGCUACUCGGGUUAUUACGUUAACGAAUACGACAGCGGGGUAAGGCCGCAUGCCAACCGAUACGCAUACCGGUCGUUCAACGAUGGGACGCAAGGCGGGUAUUCCUAUGCGAACAUGCGCAACCACGCGUAUGGGCAUCCUCCAUUCCCCGGUAAUUCGUAUCAAACCCAGGUGUCGUAUGAUCGCGCAGUUGGAUAUGGUGCGUACCACUCAUACCCGGGCUAUGAUCGCCACCGCGGCCCUGCUACCCGCUACGGAAUGCAAAAGUGGCACUCGUCGUCAGGAUUCCCCAACAAGAGGCCAUAUCACCCGGGCAUGGCGAGGUUCUCGCCAGCGGCGGAUGGGCGGCAUGCGCCCUUCGAAGCAACUAGGGAUACGCGCGCCAGAGGCGGCGUGUAUGGUAGUGAGAAUGUGAGAGAGUUCUCAGCCGACGACGAAAAGGAGCAAUACGGAGAGUCUGGGCUCACAAACAGGGAGUACUUCUGCUCGUUUCGUGUGUACAAUCAGCUGACGUGGAUGAACGACUUCACACCACACGAGGAAUGGCCGGGCGUGUCGAAACUGAAGCACGGGGAGGUGUUCAACGUCAUGAUUCGUCAUUGGAUGACACCGGUGCGUGCUGUUGCCCUGUCGCUUGACAAGAUGGCCGAGUGCUGCCUGGUUGCCGACGGCAUCCCCCCUGAGCUGUCGACCCCGACGGUGAAAACGCAUUUCAAGGCCGACAAGAUCGUGCAGGUGAAGCUGAAAUGGCCGCAGGAGUUUGACGACAAGGGCAGGCCCCUUGUGGUGAUGCAUUUCCCGAAUGGUGACCCACCGGCGUCGUACAGCGCCGGCGACCUCGCGUGGAGCAUCCCGCUGAUGAUCAACGGCAACCAGGCCAUCAUGAAGCUCGAAGACAGCAACCAUGUCGCGCUGAUGUACCUCUGCGAGUUGGGUGCGCCCUUGAUCGACAACAAGCGUUACGGUUUUGCGGAUUUCCUGGGAAAAGGCGAACGGAUCCAGUUGCAGAUCACGCAUACGCCGCAUCAUCCAGAUCAUAUCACCUACCGUGCGUGCGUGCCGUGGGCGUCGCCCAAGAGGCUGGAGUGGGCCCGGAAGUUUCCUGAAAUAAAGGAGAUGCUCGCGCCUUGCGAGUACAACCGCAACUUCUUGAAUGUUAUUGCUCGCAGCCCCGCAUAUCGUAACAUGAGUUUCGGCAACCCAGAGAUGCCGCCGUCCGAUUACAAGCCAGAGCCGCAUGGCAGCAACCAGAAGGACAUCUACUCGUUUCUUCCCACCGCGGAGAAGCCGCUCAGCAUCAGCGAAUUCACCAAAAGCAUCGGCGGCAAGCUCAAAGACGUGCUCAGGUACCUCCUGCUGCAGACUAAAUCGCCCGUGGACCCGAACACGCCCAUACCCGUGAACCUGGCCAAGACGAUCUACAACUUCGUGUCUGGCCGUACAGAGUUCAACGACAUCGACACGUAUGCGAGGGCGUACGAGAUCGACCAACUCAAGGAGAAGAGCAUCGUCGUUAGUCUGGAGAGACCGCCGGUCGUUGUGCUGAUGGGCCACAUAAACCACGGCAAGACAGCGCUGUUCGACAUGCUGACUGGCACCUGUAACGUCGAGAAGGAGCCCGGGCAGAUCACGCAGAUGGUCCGCACGCACAGCCUCACGGGCGAACGUGCGAUGACGCUCAUCGACACGCCCGGCCACGAGGUGUUCGACGCCAUGCGCAGGUGCGGCGCGACCAUCGCCGACAUCGCGCUCGUAGUGGUGGACUCGACGGAGGGGCUGAUGAAACAGACGCGCGAGUCCAUCAACCUGUGCAAGCAGCUCGGCAUCCCGUUCAUCGUGGCCGCCACGAAAUGCGACCUGCCGAAUGCGCGCAACCGUGCUGAGGAGCUGGCGCUGCAGCUGAGUGAAGAGGGCGUGGUGAUCGAGGGUCUGGGUGGCGACAUUCAGUUUCUGCAGGUGUCUGCAAAGGAAGACACUGACAGCGCGAAGCAAUCGAUCGUCGACGCCAUCAUGCUCCAGGCUGCUGCCAGUGACGACCACGUGGUAACGGAGUCGCCCGGCACCAUCGGGAGGGGCUACAUUCUCGACUCUGGCAAGGGCAACCGCACCCCGCCGUUCUGUCUGGCCAUCGUCAAGCAGGGGAAGAUCGCCAAGGACAGCUACUUCGUGUCAGGCAAAACCAUCGCAAAAAUUAAAGGUCUGAAGACGCACGCGGGCAAGCGCGUCACCAGCGCCGUGCCAUCUCAGGCGAUUUUGGUGGAGGGUUUCGAGGACGGAAUCCUGCCGACCCCAGGCGACUCGUUUGUUGUCUACACCGACGAGGAAAGCGCGCGCGUGUUAACUGACGACAAGAUCGACACUGAACGGGAACAGGUGGCGGCGACCGAACUGCAGCGCAUAAUAUACGAGGGGAUCGAUGCGCUGGCUGGACGUGCAACCGAGGACACCACAGUCAAACGCGUGCCAGCGCUGGUAAAAGGCGCGACACAGGGCCUGGUGGACGCACUGAAGCACGCGUUAUCCGCCUUGAAUGUCCAGGGCAUGAUGAGCACUGCGGUGUACGAGAUAGUGGAGGCGACGGCAGGCCCGAUAUACCAGUCGGACAUAACAUCGGCCUAUGGCGCUAAUGCGGUGAUCCUCGCGCUAGACAGCCCACUGAGGGUGGAUGCGAAGAGUGACGCCAAGAAACACAACGUCACGGUCGUCAGCAGUGAGGUUAUCUACGACCUGAUGGAGAAGGCUCGCGAGCUUCUGGCGCAGCGCCUCGGCGACCGGCUGCUGACUACGCCGUACGGCAGUGCGCGGGUACUGAAGGUGUUCGACGCAGCGAAGGUACGGCUACCGAGUACAGAACCAUAUACAGCGCUUCAGAAUGCCAAGGCUGCUGGUUGUGUCGUCCUCAAAGGCAGAAUCCCCAAGAACAGCGCCAUCCGCGUUCUACGCAACAACAGGCCGGUAUACGCGGGUAAAAUAGCGUCGCUGAGACACACAACGGACAGUACCGAUGAGGCGGUUGAGGCGCAGUCGUGCGGCAUGACGUUCGAGGGGUGGAACGACGUGCAGGUCAACGACGUCGUGGAGGCUUAUGAGCCGUAG
This is a messenger RNA of Babesia bigemina, 3498 nucleotides long. RefSeq names its product elongation factor Tu GTP binding domain containing protein, putative. The record is from RefSeq and is a predicted model, not a curated record. Lineage: Eukaryota; Apicomplexa; Aconoidasida; Piroplasmida; Babesiidae. The coding region runs from base 1 to 3498 and encodes 1165 amino acids. Gene Ontology annotation, molecular function: GTP binding; GTPase activity. The transcript is spliced from 5 exons.